AUGGCCGACCAAAAAAAUGCCUUCCAGGCCCUUUCAAGUGAUAAUCGCGGUACUAUCAUCACCUUGGUGUCGGUGUCUCUUCUGAUUGUGGCCAUCAUCUUCGUGCUCGCUAAGAUUAGUUCGGUGAUUUAUUUCAAGCAGCGACAGACAGCAGUCAAUACUCCUAUCUGGGUCGCUUUGGUUCUUGCAAUUAUUCAAGUCGUUAUCUUGCAGAAGGCGGUUGACCAUGGACUGGGAAAGCACCAGAACCGCCUAAGCGAAGGCGAUAUCCAAACCUGGAGCAAGUUUGCCUUCGCUGCUCACAUUCUGCUCAUCGUUGUCUUGGCAUUUUCAAAAAUGUCGACCAUUCUGCUGGUUUGGAAGUUAACGCCAAGCAAGAACCUGCGUCGCAGUUGUACAGUCACCGUUGGUAUAGUUGUCGGGUGGUCGAUAUUCGCAGCGUUGAGUAUAGCUUUCCAGUGUGGAUUACCCGAUCCGUGGCUAUACUCCCCCGAGCGAUGUGCUGGAGAGGGAGCGAUAUUCUAUCCGAUCGCGAUCUUCAACAUCCUCACAGAGAUUAUCAUUGUUGUCCUACCGUUCAUAAUGAUGCGUAAUGUCCAGAUGGUCUGGCACAAGCGGGUGAAGAUCGUGUGCUCCUUCUCUUUGCGCCUAAGUGUCGUCGGCCUCGGAAUUGCUCACCUCGCCCUUCUACCUUCAUUCGUCCACUCAACCGACGUCUCCUGGGAUAUAAUCGACUGGGAAAUAAUCGGUCAGACAAUGAUGCUCACAACCGUCAUAAUCUCCUGCGUUCCAACCCUGUACCACAUCUUCGCCGGCCUGCACUCUGGCCUGAUCUCAACCCAGAUCUCUGAAGGGAUCGGGUUCGAGCUCCCGCAGUCCAAGGUCAGCGGGUAUAUCAACCAAUCCUCCUCGGGAGUAAGCCGGCACCAUUCGCAGUUGCAGUCGCAUGGACGGUCAAUGAAGAAUGGAGGGUCAAUGUUUGAUGGGUGGGGAGGUGAGACCGGUGUUGUCACUGAGGUUUCGUCGGGUCAAAAUCCGAAUCAGAAUUAUGAGGGUGGCAGGCAGUCUAGUUCGAGCGAGGGAGCGGAGAGUACACGACAUUUGACGGAAGGAAGUCAAGGGAAGGGGGCCGUGCUAAGGACGGUAGAUGUUACGGUGGAGGUUGAAGAGCACUAUCACCGAGACCCGCUUUGA
Molecule: messenger RNA, 1194 nt
Organism: Penicillium crustosum
Lineage: Eukaryota; Fungi; Ascomycota; Eurotiomycetes; Eurotiales; Aspergillaceae
Exons: 4
Coding region: 1-1194 (397 amino acids)
Source: RefSeq, a predicted model, not a curated record